Thermochaetoides thermophila DSM 1495 is the source of this 1314-nucleotide messenger RNA. RefSeq lists its product as uncharacterized. The record is from RefSeq and is a predicted model, not a curated record. Gene Ontology annotation, biological process: phosphatidylethanolamine biosynthetic process; phosphatidylcholine biosynthetic process. Gene Ontology annotation, cellular component: cytoplasm. Lineage: Eukaryota; Fungi; Ascomycota; Sordariomycetes; Sordariales; Chaetomiaceae. Bases 1 to 1314 code for a protein of 437 amino acids. The transcript has 2 exons. Gene Ontology annotation, molecular function: ethanolamine kinase activity; choline kinase activity.
AUGGCUACCAAAGGCGAGAACGGCGUACACGCCAUCCCCAACAUCAACAACGCUACCAACGGCGGCCUACCAUCCCCAAGCCACAUCCGCUUCAUCCCUCUCUCCUACGAUAGCUCCAACUCGCGCGAAUCGGCCCUGCGUCUGGUCCUGUCCGUUCGCCCGGACUGGUCCGACAGCACCUCGACCAUCGAGUUCGUCCGCUUCACCGACGGCAUCACCAACACCCUGCUGAAGGCCAUCAACAAGCUGCCCGGCCUGUCCAAGGAUGAUGUUGACCGCGACGCAAUCCUGCUGCGCGCCUACGGCCACGGCACGGACCUGAUCAUCGACCGGCACCGCGAGACGCAGAACCACGAGCUGCUCAUGCGCUACGGGCUUGCUCCUGAGCUGCUGGCGCGCUUCCAGAACGGUAUGAUGUACCGCUUUAUCCGCGGCAACGUGACGCACCCGGAGGACCUGCGCAAGCCGGCGAUUUACAAGGCCGUUGCGCGGCGCCUGGCUGAGUGGCAUGCCAUCGUGCCGUGUAUCCCCGGCCGGACGGGCCACCAUAGUCGGCAGAAUUCGAGGAGCGACGUUGUGAGUGUCACGUCGGAGGACGAGCUGCAGAGGAAGAUAGAUGGUGUGGCGCCGGGCAAGCCGCCGCCGAAUGUGUGGACGGUCAUGCAGAAGUGGAUUUUUGCGCUGCCGACCGAGACCGAGGCCCAGCGCGCGCGGCAGGCCGAGCUGCAGCGCGAAUUUGAGGGGUUGGUUGCUGAGCUGAGCCAGAGGCCUGGCUUGGGCGAGAAUGGGCUCGUCUUUGCCCACUGCGACCUCCUCAGCGGCAACGUGAUCGUGCUCCCCAACAGCGACCCCAAGACAUCCGAUCCGCAAGUUGCCUUCAUCGACUACGAGUACGCGACCCCUUCCCCGGCUGCCUUCGACAUCGCCAACCACUUCGCCGAAUGGGGCGGUUUUGACUGUGACUUCAGCGUGCUCCCCACCCGCGCCCAGCGCCGCGAGUUCAUCGCGGAGUACAUCCACGCUUACUUCAAUCUCCUACGCUCCCGGAAGAUAUUGACCCAGGAAGUUGACGAGGAAGCCGAGGUUGAGAGGCUGCUGGACGAGGUCGACCGGUUCCGCGGCGUGCCUGGGUUUUAUUGGGGCAUUUGGGCUUUGAUCCAGGCGACCAUUUCAGAGAUUGAGUUCGAUUAUGCGUCGUAUGCGGAGACUAGGUUGGGAGAGUACUAUGCCUGGAAGCAGGAGGUGACGGGGGAGAGGGCAAGGCUGGGAAAGGAGAUGCCGCUCAGGGAGAGGAGGUGGGCGCAGGAGCAGUGA